Messenger RNA from Rhagoletis zephyria (snowberry fruit fly), 902 nucleotides. RefSeq names its product brachyurin-like. The record is from RefSeq and is a predicted model, not a curated record. Gene Ontology annotation, molecular function: serine-type endopeptidase activity. Gene Ontology annotation, biological process: proteolysis. Lineage: Eukaryota; Metazoa; Arthropoda; Insecta; Diptera; Tephritidae.
AUGAAACUACUAACUGUUCUCGCCGUAUGCCUCUUGGGCUGCGCAAUCGCGUCCGCUAGCGAAGUUGAUUGGUCUAAAGUACGUUCGUUAGAUGUCCGCCCAGCAAUUCCAGUUAAUCCACGGUUGCCUUAUGACCGUAUUGAAGGACGUAUAACCAAUGGUAUUGUGGCCGAAGAGAAACAAUUCCCUCAUCAAGCCGGUUUAUUGCUGUACCUUUCUAUUGGAGCUGCGUGGUGUGGUGGUAGUUUGAUCUCAGAUCGUUGGAUUUUAACAGCGGCCCAUUGCGCAGAAGGCGCAAUUGGUGUCGACGUGUAUCUGGGCGCCUGGAAUCGUACCGAUAAAACUGAAAAGAACCAGCAGAUCAUCUACUCAUCUGCCAGGAAUAUAAUUGUUCAUGAAGAAUGGGAUGCCUCCUUGUUGCUCAAUGACAUUGCACUUAUUAAGCUGCCAGUUCAAAUAGCAUUCAACGACUACAUUCAACCAAUUGCUCUUCCCAAAAUCUCGUCUACAUACGACACCUAUGCGGGUAAACAAGCGAUCGCUUCUGGUUGGGGAAAGAUUAGCGACAGUGCUAGAAGUGCCACCGAUGUGCUGCGCUGGAUUGAAGUGCCUAUUUUGGAGAAUAGGGUAUGCAACAGAUGGUUCCUUGGCUCGAUAAGAUCAACAAAUAUCUGCAUCAGAACUACUGGUGGUACUUCUACUUGCAAUGGUGACUCCGGUGGCCCAUUGAUAUACAAUGAUGGUGAGGAAAGCGUCCUGAUCGGUGCCACUUCAUUCGGCAUUUCUUUGGGCUGUGAAGUUGGCUGGCCAGGUGCGUUUACUCGUAUUACAUCAUACGUGGAUUGGAUUAAAGAAAAAUCCGGCGUUGCCAAUGAAUAAAAUGCAGUACUACAAAAAUCUAA